CAAACUGGCAGCAUCUUGCUUUUAACUUUGAAAAGGUCUAAUCAAAACUAGCCUUUUCCAGUCGAUCGAACAAACCCUUUUUUUUUUUUUUUUUUUUUUUUUUUUUUUUUUUUGAGUUUAUAAUUAGGAUAAUAAUCAAGUUAGGUCCAAAUCUCCGGACUGGGCUGGACUAUUGAGAUUUGAUGAGAGAGUAAAUGAUUAUAAUUAGGGGCAGGACAUUAGGAUCCAAUCCAAGCCCGGUUAGUAAUUCCAAAGUAGUUUCGGCAUUUUUUAGAUUUCUGGUUUAUGUAGAUGCUUUUACUUUUCUUAAUCUUUGUCUCGAAGACGAUGCAGUGAUGAACAUCUACUCUGUGUACCAGAGGUCAUCAGUGAUGGGUAACACAUCCCUCUAAGAAGUUCUGAGCUCGUUUAAUGCUUAAGUUUUCAUUUUUGAUCUGGGUUUUUCUCUUUUGUUAUUAAAGUCGUGUUCUUUUGUUUGUGCUCUUUUGAGGGAUUUACAAUGGGGGUGGGACUGCGAGAUGAAGAUAGAAAUUCAUAAGUCUGUCAAUCCACUGAUCUGUUAUUACAGUUUGAUGUUACCAUGAAUCCCGACAGGUUCUGAUCGCAGCUCUAAGCCCUCCCAUCUUCUUAAAGUUUUAAGCCUUUUCUUUUUUUUCGUAUUUGAAAAAGUGGUAGCUUUUCACGUAAAUUAUGGUUGCUUUUAUUUGCGGGGCAUGUGAUGAAUCUCAUAUUUUAUGGGUAAUUUGCGUCUGAAAUUUUCAUUGAUGCCAUAUCACCUUGGAGACCUGAUGCCUCUGUCCUUAUAUUCAUUUGCCUCAUUUGAUUGAAGAAUUGACCUCUUAGCUCAUGCUAUCUUUGAAAGUGCUUUUAUCACUAGUAGCUGAUGUCUACAUUGCCUGUCAUAGCUCGGUGGUAAAGGCAUUUGGUCAGAUGGUAUGGGGUUUGGGUAAUUUUUCAUGCACAUUUGUUGAUUUCUAUUGAACUAUGUUUGGAUAACUGGUGUGGCUAGUUAUUAUUGUUUCACAGUGUCUUAGAGUAUAGGUGAUAUGAAGGUAAGAUUUUUAUCUUGAGGCCAAUCUUUCAAAUUUGUUGGGCAAGUGAUGAGAGUUUAAGUUUAAUGGGUAAUUUGCGUCUGAUAUGUAUUUUGAUGCUAUUCCUUACUCAGCUGAUGCCCUUGUUCAGGUACUAGAGUGUAUCUAGUUGUUACUCUGAGUUCUGAUAUUUUAAUUAGUGUCCCUACUGUGAGGUUCUGUAUCCGCCCAUAAAUGGUUGGGAACAUACAUUUUUGCCAGUUUCUUGCUGUAUCUCAUGAGUAUUAAAUCUAUAUCCUUAAU
Rubroshorea leprosula is the source of this 1334-nucleotide messenger RNA. Lineage: Eukaryota; Viridiplantae; Streptophyta; Magnoliopsida; Malvales; Dipterocarpaceae. The record is from the annotation of a GenBank genome assembly.